AAGCGCGGCUGCCGCGGCCGCCAUGUUCCUGUCUGGUUGCUGUGAUGGAGACGAGGCGCUUCGGAUUUUAAACUUUCUGUUUUAAAUUUUAGAAAUCCUCUGAAAUCCUCAAUAUCUCUGACAUAAAGCACCAGAUCUCUACAAUCACAAGAUGCUUUAAAAACACUGCAGAACUGAAGGUGACGGUUUAGAGAACAGAUUAAUUAAAGGCCUGUGACCGCCCCAGUGCGCGCGCUCCUGUCACGCCGCCGUCACCAUGGCGACCACGGGGCUGCGCAUCGGAGAUCAGCUGGUCCUGGAGGAAGACUAUGAUGAAAACUACAUCCCAUCUGAGCAAGAAAUUCACGAGUACGCUGUAGAGAUCGGCAUCGACCCACAGCGGGAGCCGGAGCUGCUGUGGUUGGCCAGAGAGGGGAUGGUGGCGCCGCUGCCGGCUGAGUGGAAACCAUGUCAGGACGUCACCGGUGAAGUGUACUACUUUAACUUCUCCACGGGUCAGUCCACGUGGGAUCAUCCCUGUGAUGAUCACUACCGCCAACUAGUGGUGCUGGAGCGAGAGCGCACACAACACACCAGAACCGCUCCGGCCGCGGCCACCGCUGCUGUGGGGAAAGACAAAGAGAAGAAGAAGAAGAAAGACAAGAAGAAGAAGGAGAAGAAGAAAGACCCAGAGGGAGUCAGAGCUCCAGGGGUGUUGGCUCCUCUCGCUCCUCUCCGGGGUCUGUCUGAGGCUCCUGUCGCUCCUCUCAGAGGGUCUUUGGGCAUCUCAUCUGGUCUCCAGCCACUCAAAACCUCUCUAGGGUCUGCCGUGUCGAGCUCCACUGCUGUCAGAAGUGCUGAGGAAGACGAGGAGAUCUCAGAGGAAGAGAGGCCGCGAGAUUCAUCCGGACUGCUGAAGAACCUUCAUCUGGAUCUGGAUGCUCUGGGAGCGGGACUGCAGUAUGAGGACAGUGAGGUCAGUGGGACGGUUCCUCCUGAAGAAAGAACAGAACCUGAACUACAGGAUUUGGCCUUAUCGAGGGAUCACAGUCCAGAACCGCCUUCAGAGGAAUCUGAGGCCGGUGAAGAAGUGGUGGCGUCGCUCUCAUCCGCUGAUAAUGUGCAGGCUGGUUUCCACUCCAAACUCUCAGAGAAUGUGUUUGAUCUGCUGGAUCUGACGCCUGCAGUGGACAGGAAGGAAGUGGAGGGAGAGGGAGACGUGGACAGCUGUGUGGAUGUCUCUGUAUCUGCAGACAGACGUCUGCUUGAAAACGUGACCUCAGCUCAGACGCCGCAGUCACGUUCCAACGCCUCCACGCCUGCAGAUGACAUCAGCAGGACAUCACAUGACCAGAGACCGCCUACUGCCCGUGGCCGAACCGACACCAGUUAUCACGAGAGAACACAGAGAGAGGAGGAGAAGAGACGAGAGGAGGAGAAGAGACGAGAAGCUCAGGAAGAUGAAGAACAACGUAAGCGUGAUGAAGAGGAGAGGAAAAGACUGGAGGAAGACGCAGAGAGGCAGAUGGAGGAGGAGAGGAGUAGACUGAUGGAGGAGACGCAGAGGAGACUGCAGCUGCUCAGAGACGCUCUGAUGAAGGAUGCGGAAGACGAGGAGCGCCGGAUGAAGGAGGAAAGCACCGAGCAGCUAAGGAUUUUAAAGGAGCAGAUACUCAAAAACAGACGAGACGAGGAGGAGCGAUUGCACAAUGACACACACACACAACUACAACAGCUCAGGGCUGAGAAUGAGGUUAAACUCCAGGAGCUGCGCUCAGAGCUGGAGGCAGAACGGGAAAAGGCGGAGACUCAGAGGAGGCGGGAUCGUGAGCGCCUGAGGGAGGAGUCAGAGGAGGAGCUCCAGGCAGAGAGGAGGCGGCUACAAGAGAAGAAGGAGGAGCAGCUAUCCUCCAUCAGAAUACAGGCUAAACUGAGUGACUCACAGCAGAAUUUAAGGAGUCCACGACCAGAACAACCUUUAGCCGAGUACCAGAGAGAGCUCACAGAUGUGCUGCAGGAAGUUCGUGAGGAAGUUGAGAGGGAUCACAGGAGGAAACUAGAACAACUGAAAGAGGAACAUCGACAUGAACUAGAGAACCUCAGAGAAACACACCUGGAGCAGGAGAGCAGGGAGAGGGAGCGUCUGCUGAACUCUUUUCAGGAGGAAAGAGACACUCUGACCUCUAAACACACAACACAACUACACAAACUACAGCACACACUGGACACACAACUGCAGGAGAUGCGCAGGACACACUCACUGAAGGAGGCAGCGUUACAGGAGUGGAUGGAGAAGCUGGAGAUACAAACCAAAGAACUUCAAACUCAAGAGGCUGAACUUCAGUUGAAGGCAUCAGAAUUGAAGAAGAGGAGACAGCAGCUGUGUGAGGAAGAGGACGAUAUUCAGAGAGGAUUAGAGUCUCUCCCUCGGCUGCUAAAGGAGCGGGACGAGCUCCAUGAGGAGCUGCAGCGGAUGAGAGCAGAUCUUCAGAGAGAGAGACAGGAGAGAGAGAGACAGAGAGAGGAGAACAGCAGGAUGAUGGAGGAGAGACAGCAGCUGGAGACGAGAGUCACACUUCUGCAGGACAGAUGUGAGCAGCUCAGCUCCAGAGUCAGUGAGCUGGAGCAGAGGAGCAGAACUGAGAGGGAUCACCAGCAGGACGGAGCAGAAGACCAGCAGAAGAAGAGCAAGAGAAAGACAGAGAAUGGCCUGCGUUUGGAGGAUCUAGAAUCAUCAGUGCUGCGGUCAGGAGACGCCAGCGAUGCCAGCGUAGACGAGUAUGUUGUGAGGCAGUAUAUGUGGAAUGAGAGCGUGUCUCUCCUCAGGGCUCGACAGUUUCUAGAGCGGCAGAGCGUUCACGUGUCAGACAGACAGGCGGCGCUGCGGGCGGCUCACAGCAGUCUGAAGGACCCCGUGCCCGGGAGCUCGACACAGCAGCUCUACCACAAUCUGCAGCAGGAGGUGAGGGAUCUAGCCGAGCUCAGGGAGACGCUUCACAAGGGUCAAACGCUACUGAAAGAAAAAGAGGAAAAACUCAACCAGCUCGAAACUUCACUGACUGAAGAGGUGUCAUGUGAGGAUGUUGAGAGGUCAGCUGAUCGGAAAGUGACGUUUGAUGUGACCGAGUCAGAGAUGAGCAGCAUCUACAGCCCGGAGGGAACAGUUCCAGUGAAGGUGCAGCAGUUGGCCGACUCUCUGCAGCUGAUCUCUGGUCAGCUGAACUCUGUGUUAGGAGCUUUGGGUUCACUAACCCACAAACAGGCUCCUCCCACUCUGACCACACCUCUACCACCUCGUCCCUCAUGGGCAUGGUCUGUAAAUCCCUCCCCCUCGCUGUCCAACGGACUCGCAUAUAGACCCACAGACUCACUGCAGAACCGCUGGUCGGGCCUGAGCACAGAAACCAGCAGAGCUCACAUGACCUACUCAGGAUACACACCACCAAGUCUGUCGAGUCUGCGUCCAUCAGCAGAGGUCGAAGGUCAGCGGCUGCAGGGGCUGAUUGAAGGAAACAAACGCUGGCUGGAGGCUCAACGGAAAAACCGCAGCAUUCCUCUGUUCCCGAACCUCAGAAGCGCGUCCAGCAGCGGUGGGUUAGUUCAGCUCAGCCUCGACGACAACAACCAGAUUAAAGUCCAUCAUUACUGAAGCAGCUCGAAUAAACACACCUGCAGGAGAUUCUGAAGCAGCUCAUGUGUUUCUCAGGACAGCUGAAGAUCACGAGUGGUUAUAUGAACUGUAAGGAAGUUUGUCUACAUUUUCAUUUGUAUAGCUGUGUGCAGAUCUCAUUUGUACAAUAUUUUUGUAAACAAUUAAAUGAAUUUAAUACUUGA
Molecule: messenger RNA, 3813 nt
Organism: Ctenopharyngodon idella (grass carp)
Lineage: Eukaryota; Metazoa; Chordata; Actinopteri; Cypriniformes; Xenocyprididae
Product: centrosomal protein of 164 kDa-like
Exons: 28
Coding region: 257-3628 (1123 amino acids)
Molecular function (GO): protein binding
Source: RefSeq, a predicted model, not a curated record